AGGGGAGGAGUCAUGGGGCGUGGUGACUGGAGGUCCACUGAGGUCUUGUGGAAGGACGCUUGGCUGGGCACUGACUGCUUGAGCUCUGGAGAUGAAGGCACCUCCUCCCCCUGCUGGCCCCAACAUUCCACUAGUAAUGGCCUCACGGGUUUCUAGGAUCAGUUGAGCCCGUCUCCUCCCAUGCUCCCAAGUCCUGGCCGUCCCUAGGCAGCCUGUGCACUUGGCCAUGGCCAGAGAUUGCCUGUGGCUGCUCUUAGUGCUGGUGCUGCCCACUGGGAACCAAGGGAUGCCGUGCUUGGAGGCCAGCAGUCCCUUCUUGCCUCCGGAGGAGGGAAAGACGCAGCCCCCACUGCCCAAGGUCAGCCCUUGCAUGGUGCAUUGUGCUAAGCAAGUCCUGCCCAGAUUGGGAGCGGGAGUCGUCUCCUCAGUGCUCUUUAACCAGGCUCGUGAAGAGGAGGAGCAGAAAUACUGCUGGCCACAGAAACGUCGGGACUGCCGGCCACAGGAGCGCCUUGCCAGGGUCUUCCUGCUGCUCCAUCUGAAUGAGCCCACCACGACUCCUUACGAGCUCCUGCCCACCACUCCAGCCCUGUCUGCACCAAGCAGACGCCUGCGGCCCCGGAAGAACGACCCGGCCCUACUCAGCCUGGCAGGCUGUGGGCUCCUCUACGACGUCACCAGGCCCUUCCGGAGUGCCAAGAGAGAGGGUCAGUUCAAGGAGGCCGAAUUCUGUGUUAAAGCCGUGUGCCCUGCAAGCCAGCCUUCCUGCCAGCCCCUUCAGGCAGCCCUGAGCUGCCCCCCUUUCCUAGCCACGCUGUGGGGCAGCCGCCCCAGCACCAGGGAGUCCUUCUCCAUUCAACACAACCCAUUGUUCCCUGGACAGGUCUGAGCAGGCCACUGGACAUGGCCCCGGGGGGCCCCCCAAAAGAGACUCAGGGCUGGCAGCUAGAGGCAUCUGGGAGCUGGUGAGGCAGCGACGAUUGAUCCCAAUAAAUUGGCCGUGUGGUUUCUC
Gracilinanus agilis (Agile Gracile Mouse Opossum) is the source of this 1012-nucleotide messenger RNA. RefSeq lists its product as uncharacterized. The transcript has 2 exons. The record is from RefSeq and is a predicted model, not a curated record. NCBI's taxonomy places the organism in Eukaryota, Metazoa, Chordata, Mammalia, Didelphimorphia, Didelphidae. Bases 227 to 889 code for a protein of 220 amino acids.